AUUUUCAAGAGAAAAUACAUAGGUAAUAUAUGUAUCAAAGAGAUAGAAUGGAGAAAUUGUCGUUCAUUUUACUAUUUUUCGGAUUAAUCGACAUUCAGCUACUAACUGCAAACGCUGCUGUAGACCAACAUGUUCUGUAUCAGUGGAAUUCCUUCAAGAUCCGGUUCAACAAAACAUACCAAUCGACCAAUCAUGAGCAACAACGAAUGGAAAUUUACUUGAAUAAUAUUGAGGAAAUCACCAAACAUAACGAACUAUUUGAAAAAGGCGAAGUGAUGUACAAAAAAGGGGUGAAUCAGUUUACUGAUUUGACUUCUCAAGAAUUCUCAGACAGAUACUUAUCUAAAUUGAAUUCCUUUCAAAAUACACGUUCAUAUCCGAUGGCAACUUGUCCUAUUGGUAAAGGAACUCCCCCGGAUCAUAAAGACUGGGUACAUGAAGGAGCUGUGACCAGAGUGAAAAAUCAAGGCGCAUGUGGUUGUUGUUGGGCUUUCAGCGCUGCUGCGCUCUUGGAAAGCCAUUUGUACAUAAAAAAUAAAAAACUAGAAGAUCUCAGCCCUCAAAAUCUCGUAGACUGCGUAUUGGGCCCAUUAUCUAAAGGUUGUUGUGGCGGUUUGGUGGAAGAAUCAAUGGAUUACGUGAUGAAGGGUGGUAUAGCGACUGAAAAAUCAUAUCCAUACGAAGCCAGGAGAAGAGCAUGCAGAUACGUACAAACCGAGAAUGAUUAUUCUCGUAAAAUAAUUAAUUAUACGCAAAUUCCCGAAAACAAUGGAGAAUGUCUGAAAGAAGUAGUUGGUCUGAUCGGACCGGUUUCUUGUUAUAUGGACGCCGUUGAUUUUCAACAUUAUGAAUCUGGAAUUCUUCACCGUACCAAAUGCAGUAACAAGGCAUCUGACAUUAGCCAUGCUCUCGUGAUAGUGGGUUAUGGAACAACACGGGUAAACAAAACAGAUUAUUGGCUGGUGAAAAAUUCUUUUGGUGAAACUUGGGGAGAGCAAGGCUACGUCAAAGUACUUCGUAAUAAGAACGAAUGUGCUGUUGAAAGUUGGAAUUUUUAUCCAAUACUUUGAAGCUAUUCGUGUACUUACCUAUACUUGAGGUAUAUUUCAAAGAAACAAUACAUUUCCUAUGUCAUAAAAAUAUUAUAGACCUUGUGUUCAAUAAGAUGUAGCUCGUGUUUAUAAAUAAUUCU
Molecule: messenger RNA, 1192 nt
Organism: Planococcus citri (citrus mealybug)
Lineage: Eukaryota; Metazoa; Arthropoda; Insecta; Hemiptera; Pseudococcidae
Product: procathepsin L-like
Exons: 6
Coding region: 30-1070 (346 amino acids)
Cellular component (GO): lysosome
Molecular function (GO): cysteine-type endopeptidase activity
Source: RefSeq, a predicted model, not a curated record